AUGGGCACUUCCGGUGGGAGUUUCCUACGCCUAGCAGAGCCAAUCCGUGGCGUGGAGUCCCUGCGCGUCGGUCUCGCACAUCAGUCCUCUGACUACAUUUCCCAGGCUGCACCGAGAGCGUCCCUGUUUAAACAGGCCAAUCGGCGGCCGGCGGAGCCCGGCGCCGCGUUUAAACCCGUGCCGGAGACCCAGCUGGAUUUUACGCCCUCCCGGUCAGAGCGAAGUCUGGAAGGAGGAGACGGCCGCGACGUGCCUUCGGCCAACCAGAGGGGAGAGGUAAAGAUGGAUGCUGGUAGUAAGAAGGAAGACUUUUUUCUUUUGGAAGAUGAAAAAUUUGACUUCGAUCUUUCCUUGUCUUCUUCAAGCACAAAUGAAGAUGACGAAGUCUUUUUUGGGCCUGUUGGACAUAAAGAAAGAUGCAUUGCUGCCAGUUUGGACUUAAACCACCAGGUUCCUGGGCAGCCUCUUGCCCCCGGCUCUAGCAGCCUUUGCACCUGGAGCCCUCUCACUGGGGAGAAGUUUGUGGAGGUGUACAAAGAAGCCCACUUACUGGCCUUACAGAUAGAAAGUCACAGCCGAAGAGAGGUGGCCCAGGCUGCCAAGCCCCAAAAUCCUGUGAACCAGGGCAAGGAAACGUUUGUGCAGGACUCACAGUUAAAAGUAAACCUCUUUGAGCAAGAACAGAAGAGAGACAAAAGUCCCAUGUCACUUAAAAGAGAGACAUUCUGCCUGCCAUCCCCGAGGGUGCAACCGCUCAUGGGGGAGCCCCAGCUCCUGGCUUCCCCAGGCCUGCUCAGCUCCCCUGUCCCAGCAGGCCCUGCUCAGACCCAGAGCAACCAGGGUCUGCCCUGUUCCUCUCAGCCAUUGCCAAGAGAAUCAAGUACCUCCCAGCCUCCAAGUCAGGCUGGGCCUCAAAAGAGGAUCACCAGCAAGCUCCAGCCGCCCCGGGCUUUGCCCGUGAGAGGAAGAAACCUUCACCUGGCUACAGAGAAGCUCAAAAAAGAGGUGCCAGCUAACCUUCAGAGGACAAAACUUGUGACUGAAAAGGGAUCCCAGGGUCACGUGCUCCAGGACAAACCCAGCAUGGCUCCGGAUGCUGCCUGUCAAGAGGGCCACCCAGGCAAGCGGUCACUUCCCAUUCCUGGCAAGUUGGGGCUAAAGAAGACCCUGUUAAAGCCACCUGGCUAUACCGGAAAUUUCACAAGGAAGUCCUCUACCUCAGGGUCUGCUCCAAGCCUCGAGUCUGGUGUCUGCGGGUCUUCAGGAGCAAGCAAAGCAAAGUCCAGUGAGCAACGUUCAAGUAUUCCUGCUAGCGGCUCCCAGCGCCGGUCAAGCACCAGCAAGUUAGGCAGAAUGGGACCUGCCGCGUCACGCCAGGCUUUGCCAGCAGCCCCUGCCAGGGCGUUUGGCAGACAAGCCAAAAAGGCUGAUGCUGCCCAGACAGUGGCUGAGCAGCCCAAGGUCCCCACCCCGAGUCCUCUCACCCAACAACCCCAGACUCCAGAGCAGAGAGGACCAAGGCUGGACCCCGACAUGGAGACACCUCAGUUGAAUAAAACUGUCAGCAUAAAACGACAGGACUCCUACCUGAGCUGCAAGACAGAGGCCAUGUCUGCCACAACAAACCCAUUUAAAGUGCCUCAGUUUUCCGUUGGUGAAUCACCUGGAGGAGUAACCCCGAAGUUGUCACGGACACAUCGGCUGCAGUCCUGGACACCAGCGAGCAGGGUGGUCAGCAGCACUCCUGUGAGACGCUCAUCAGGGCCCACUCCACAAGGCCUGCCCGGCAGUAUGAGGACCCCUUUGAGCACAAGACGGAUGUCAGUGUUGCCCACACCUGCUAGUCGGCGUCUCUCCGGCCUUCCAUUGAUGGCACCUCAGUCCAUGCCCAGGGCUCUGGUGUCCCCACUGUGUGUGCCUGCCCGGCGACUCUCUUCUGAGCCCAGGAGAAGAUCUACAGUCAGAACGGAGCUGUCGCAGGAGAGCAGCAGCAGUGGCAGUGGUGGGCAGGCCCAGGGCCUGUCCUCAGAUGACAGCUCUUCCCCUCCAUCCUCCGUGCCUCAAGCACUUAACUUCUCUCCAGAGAAGAGUGACUCUCCUCCUCCCCAAGGCUCUUCCACAGGAGCCGCUCAGGGUGAAGCAGAGCCUCCUGAAGACACGCCGCCCAGUGAGGUGCGUGGAGGUGGUUGUAGUCACACGCCAUCUGAGGGUCUUCUCCUGGACCUCAAGCUGGACCAGCUCACCGUCACCCCUGAAGCAGGAGGCAGAGACCUGGCCGACUGCCCUCUCAUCGACUUCAGCAACACCCCUGAGUCGAACACGGCCUUGGGGCCUAGCAGCUGGCCCCUGAUUGACCUCAUAAUGAACACUCCAGACAUGGGUAGAAAUGACGUGGGGAAGCCUGCAAAGGCUGAGCUCGGCCAGCUGAUCGACCUGGGCUCCCCACUGAUCCAACUGAGCCCUGAGGCUGACAAAGAGAAUGUGGACUCACCACUUCUCAAGUUCUGAGCAGAGCACAGCCCUCUGCUGUUUAUUCUGUUUCCUUCUGAUGUGGCCUUAGACCCGGAGAAACAAAUUUUAGAAGGAA
This is a messenger RNA of Mus pahari (shrew mouse), 2587 nucleotides long. It is a transcript of the gene Gtse1, whose product is annotated as G2 and S-phase expressed 1. The record is from RefSeq and is a predicted model, not a curated record. Gene Ontology annotation, cellular component: cytoplasmic microtubule; microtubule cytoskeleton. Gene Ontology annotation, molecular function: microtubule binding. Lineage: Eukaryota; Metazoa; Chordata; Mammalia; Rodentia; Muridae. The coding region runs from base 1 to 2508 and encodes 835 amino acids. The transcript has 12 exons.